This is a messenger RNA of Xenopus laevis (African clawed frog), 2085 nucleotides long. It is a transcript of the gene kctd18.L, whose product is annotated as potassium channel tetramerization domain containing 18 L homeolog. The transcript is spliced from 8 exons. Gene Ontology annotation, biological process: protein homooligomerization. NCBI's taxonomy places the organism in Eukaryota, Metazoa, Chordata, Amphibia, Anura, Pipidae. The record is from RefSeq and is a predicted model, not a curated record. Bases 675 to 1904 code for a protein of 409 amino acids.
GUUGUUCCCAGUUUUAUGGUGUUCUACACACGCAAGGUCCCGGGUAUGUACAGCACUAUAAUUACACCGGGAACAGACCACUACAGGUAUUGGCAUCAUUUUUAUCCAUAGGAUAACUCUAAAGUUACACAAUCGGAAAGCAGCGAUUAAUACUCGUUUAUCGACUGAUUGCAUCUUCUAUUUUAAACGCUUCUAUAUGUUACAAAUGUUACGAAUAACUGCCACAGAACUUGGAAAAAAACUAUUUCUGCGAAGUGCCAACAGUACCUGCCGAUUUCGCAGGCGAAAGAAACCCUGACGCUUAAAUCAAUUCACUGCUCCAUCCUCACGCCGAAGCGACUAAACCCCGCCCCCAAAGGCUCCUAUUGGUCAAUGCGCUCACUUAGGCCGCGCCUCCCUGGUGACGCUACUCCUAACCGCGGCCUACCGGAGCCUGUCUGGUAUCUCGGUCAGCAGUUUCGUCAUUGUCGUUAUUGUUCGGUACGGGCAGCGUUAAUGACGGAUAAGUUAGUAGCCACAGCGACGUCAAGCUCUGUGUGGACAGCGCCUGUUAAUAUCUCACCUCAUAUUUCUCAGGCGUUGGAUUUGUGAUGACUACGUUUGUGCCGGUUUCUUUAUAGCCAAGCAGCUUUUUUAGGCAAAUAUCUCAUGAAGUAUCAAGACAACUGUAUGUCAUGAUGGAAGAAGGAAAUACGUCUAAAGAAAUGUCUGAUGUACUUCGACUCAAUGUGGGAGGCUGCAUUUUUACAGCAAGGCGGGAAUCUCUUUGCCGCUUUAAAGACUCCAUGCUGUCUUCAAUGUUCAGCGGUCGUUUUCCACUAAAACUUGAUAAAUCUGGUUCUUGCGUUAUUGAUAGGAAUGGAGAGCUUUUUAAAUAUCUUCUAGAUUACCUGCAUGGGGAAGUCCAGAUUCCAGAGGAUGAACAGACAAGGACUGCUCUUCAGGAGGAGGCCGAUUACUUUGGAAUCCCAUAUCCUUACAAUCUGACCGACCACUUAGCAAAUGAAAUGGAGACAUACUCAUUAAAAUCAAACUUAGAGUUAAAAAAGGUUUUGCUUGAUUUCUGUGAUUCCUAUAACCUCUUUUGCACAAAACCCACAGUUUGGGUGUUACAUUUUUUGCAUACCUGUGGCUCUAGCUGUGAGAGUAAAGUGAUUGGGGUGUAUGCCACAAAGAAGGAUGGAAAGAUUGCUCUUGAGAAACAGCUUGGAGACAGGAUUCAUCAUAUUAAUAUGUAUAAAAGGGAAGCGGGCGGUAAUAUCCAGUAUAUUCUCAGCUACUACAGUGUAUCCGAGCUGAAAAACAUGAUGGAUGCUUUUGAGACCUGGAAGGGAAGAGGUUUCAGCUUUUGGCGUGUGCCUCAGGAACUAAUUGAGUGUUGGACUCUUGAAGAACGUUCAAUACAAGGGAAUGAACAGAAUAUGGCUCCUGUGAAAAGAAGGAGACUGGUAGAAUAUGCAGAUGAACAAGAAGAAAAUACAAUGACAUCCAAGUCAGGUCCAAAACCCAUAAGGUAUUCUGGCCCAUCUACAAAUACACAGAUUCGAAUCAAGAACUCAUUGAAAUCUGACAAGGAAAGGCCGACAUCAGAAUCUACAGAUGGGAUUACACAAAAGAGGUCAGCUACAUUUGUUUUAGAUUUUGAAAGAACGGAGUCAAAAUAUAAAAAAAUCAGUUAUGACUUAGGGACUUCUAACCAAGUGCACAAACAGUUGUCAGAAUCUAAAAGCGAACUGAAUGACAGAAGAAAGGAAAAGCAGGUUGACACAAAGAGUUUGACAUCAGAAAAAUCAUCAAGCCGUGCAAUUAAACUGAAGAGGACUUCUCUCAACCAAACAGCAACACCUGCUUGUGAACUCUUACCAGUGGAUGGAGCAAUAGCUUCCAAUUCCCAUGCAAAUUAAAUUCUGCCAAGAUAAGACAACACUCUUUUUAAAAAUGUAUUUUAAUACUACAAAGGUGCCAUUAAAGCAGUUCAUUUUGGACUUUAAAAACUUUCUCCGGAAUUUCUGUAUAUGUCACUUUGGGGCAUAUUUAGACUGAAUUGAGUCCUCUACACAAAAUUUUCCAAUAGACCCUUUGCAA